AUGUCAAAAGCAUCGGCAGAUAUCCCCGUAAUCGACAUUUCACCCUCGAAUUCGGAAGCCGCGAAGCAGAUUCUCGCUGCUGCGGAAAACAAUGGCUUCCUGUUCAUCGAGAACAAUGCGGCCGCGGGAAUGCCACCGGCCAAAGUUGACGAGAUGUUUGAUCUGAGUAAAAAGUUCUUCCAAGGCCCAGUGGAGAAUAAGAAAGAAUGUCCCACGCAGAAUAAUCGGGGAUGGGUCUCCAUGCAGCAGGAGACAUUGGAUCCUGGUAAUCAGAAACGAGGCGAUUUCAAAGAAGCCUUCAACCUCGGCGAAUUCGCCAACAACAAACCCAACCAACCACUACCCAAACCAUUCUCAAACAAUGUGAACACAGUCGCGGACUUCAGUAAAUCUUGCCAUGCCCUCUGCAAUAGAAUACUCGAACUUUUCGCAGAAGCCUUGGAUAUCCCAUCUGAUUGGUUUAGCUCACGACAUGAUCAGUCAAAUGGAGCUUCAGGAACCAUCAUGAGAUUGCUCUAUUAUCCUUCCGUCUCAGAUAAUUUGGCACCAGAAGAAGACGACAUACGCGCCGGUGCCCACAGCGACUACGGCACCCUAACCCUUCUCUUCCAACUUCCCUCCCAGCCAGGCCUAGAAAUUCUCACACCCUCUGGUACUUGGUCUAGCGUCCCCGUUGACCCAAAGAACACUCUUCCCAUCGACCCUUCUGCACCUCUGCCUAUUCUAGUAAACAUAGGCGACCUAAUGUCAUAUUGGACGAACGGGUUGUUGAAGAGUACUGUGCACAGGGUCAUCUUCCCAAAGGAGGCGAGAAAAGGUGGAGAGGAUAGGUACAGCAUGGCUUACUUCUGUCAUCCGUUGGAUGAGGCCGAAUUGGUGGCUGUGCCUAGUAAGCGCAUUGAGCAAUACAAGGGUCAAGGCGGAGUGGAGAAAGGUGGGAAAGUGUUGACGGCGAAGGAUCAUUUGCUCGAGAGAUUGGCUGCAACUUAUGGUACAAAGGCGUAG
Molecule: messenger RNA, 1005 nt
Organism: Aureobasidium pullulans EXF-150
Lineage: Eukaryota; Fungi; Ascomycota; Dothideomycetes; Dothideales; Saccotheciaceae
Product: iron/ascorbate family oxidoreductase
Exons: 5
Coding region: 1-1005 (334 amino acids)
Molecular function (GO): dioxygenase activity
Source: RefSeq, a predicted model, not a curated record